This is a messenger RNA of Anastrepha ludens (Mexican fruit fly), 2499 nucleotides long. RefSeq names its product ras-related protein Rab6 (gene Rab6). Gene Ontology annotation, molecular function: GTPase activity; GTP binding. Lineage: Eukaryota; Metazoa; Arthropoda; Insecta; Diptera; Tephritidae. The record is from RefSeq and is a predicted model, not a curated record. Bases 435 to 1061 code for a protein of 208 amino acids. The transcript has a single exon.
UUGAAAUGAAAUGUUAUAAGCUGGUUGCUGACGGUGACUAAUGAAAAAGUGAUGCAGAAAGUGUAGGUGAAGAUUAUAAAACAUAAAAUAAUAUAUUUGAAGAAGAAAAAUACGUGUUAUUUUCACAACGAAAACAUUUGGUGUUAAUAUCCCGGAGUUUAUAGCUACAUUCAGUUAAGGUUUUUAAAAAGUGCAUUAAAUUUAAAGAGCCCAGCCCUAAUCAAAGAGGUCAGCAGAGGAAAAGAAAAAAGAAAGCAACUACGUCGACAAAGAGAAGUGUAAGUGGAAGAAGAAAAAAAACGAAAGGAGGGCUCUAAGCAGGAUUUAAGAAAGGGGUUUAAAGACUCCUGUACGCUAAAAUAUCUUCAGAGCGGAAGGGGAUAUAAACUAAUUAAACCAUUAUCACCACAAAUACCAUUAAUUACACUUAAAACAUGUCAUCCGGCGAAUUUGGAAAUCCCCUGCGCAAAUUUAAGCUGGUGUUUCUCGGCGAACAGAGUGUUGGUAAAACUUCACUGAUCACACGUUUCAUGUACGACAGCUUCGACAACACGUAUCAGGCCACAAUUGGUAUCGAUUUUCUUUCGAAAACCAUGUACCUUGAAGAUCGCACCGUUCGUCUGCAGUUAUGGGACACAGCCGGCCAGGAACGUUUUCGUUCACUAAUCCCAUCAUACAUACGUGAUUCCACUGUGGCGGUUGUUGUCUACGAUAUAACAAAUACAAACUCUUUCCACCAAACAUCCAAAUGGAUUGAUGACGUUCGCACGGAACGAGGCAGUGACGUCAUCAUUAUGUUGGUAGGCAAUAAGACAGAUUUAUCGGACAAAAGACAGGUGUCCACUGAAGAGGGUGAGCGCAAAGCGAAGGAACUUAAUGUAAUGUUUAUCGAGACGAGUGCGAAAGCCGGUUACAAUGUUAAGCAACUUUUUAGACGCGUGGCGGCAGCGCUGCCUGGAAUGGAUUCGACAGAAAACAAGCCGUCUGAAGAUAUGCAAGAAGUUGUGCUAAAGGACUCACCUAACGAAUCAAAGGAUCCUGAGGGUGGAUGUGCAUGCUGAAGAUUCAACGAAUGUAUUAAACGAUUUAAAUAAUUAAAUAAAUGAAACAGAAGAGAGCGCUUAAUGAUAAUUUACCAGUAUGAGUAUGAUGACGUAGACAAGUAUAAGAAGGCUUAAAAAGAGAAACACAAUUUUAUGUUUAAGUUUAUUUAUAACGUAAAUAAAACUAAAACCGAUUUACUGCAUAAUUAAUUCAUGAUUGCGUUGAAAAGUAGACGCAUAAAAGCAUUUAAUAUGAGAAAUUUAAUAUUGUAUAAAAAAUUAGAACUGAAUAUGUUUGAGGAAAGAAUGCUGAAACCAAAGCAAAAACUGUCAAACAUGCACGUUAGUUGGCGGUAUUGACAGGUAGCUAUUGUGUAGAAGAAAUAUAAGAAAAUUUAAUUACUUAGCGAACGCAUUAUUUAAAAAAUAGUCGUUUUAAAUUAUAUGCAUAUUGAAUACCGAGUUAUGGGAAGGAUUUAAAGAUGGUUACCUACUUUCAUAUUUCUGAAAAACACUCAAUACACUUGUUUAGGUAAAUGUAUUACCUUGAGAUCUGGAAUAGUAAUGUGUAAAGGAGUCCCAUUAAUAUGAGCACGACAUUUCUAUUAUAUAACAUUAGUUUGGGAAAUUUUAUCUCGAUUUAAUUGCUGUCCCGGCCGUCUGGGAGUAUUUCAAUAUGUAUUAACAGUCUUACUUAUUUCUUCGCGUAUGCAUAUAAUUCACUUCUGUCAAACAUGAAUUAUGAAGCUUUACGGAAAAAUGCGUGAAAUAAAUUAAUAUAAAACCGUUUAAUAUUUUUUUGUAUUUUAUUACAUAUCUUAUUUUUAUUACCUCCAACUAAACGAUAAAUACUGAUUGGCAAAUAAUUCAGCUAUCAAUUUCUAUAUUUAUAAAAGCGUGUAUGUACAACAAAGUAACUUACUGAAAUUUAUUAAAAGAAGUAAUUCAUUUAAGUAAACUAUCAAUUAAAGACAGAGUGUGGACAAGUGCAAUGGAUAUUUAUUCAAGUAAUCAAACUUCAGUUAAAAAUUUCAAAAAUUGGCAUUUGCAGUAUUUAAAGGAAAUGAUGUAAAGAGUAAAACGAGAAAAAAACAUGAUCUUUCCAUUCUUCUCCAUAUGAAAUUGUAUUUUUCGGUCGGUAAUUUGACAUUCACAAAUGUACUUAUUCUGUCAAAAACACUUAAAACAUUAAUUUAUUUUUCUGCUAAUCGUAUGAACAUAAUUUAGAACUCUAUAUGAACAUCAACUGAACAUUCCUGCCUUCCUUGUGUAUGUAUAAUAGUUAUUAUUUUAAUGAUAGAAUUUAGUCCGAAAUUGAAAAAAUUUUGUAAAUCUGACCAGUUAUGGAUAAGCCAAGUGCCACCUUGCUACGUAUAUGUUUCAUUUUCUCAGCAUUUCGUGAAGGAUGGUUAUCAGAUUAUUAGCAGAAAAUACUCACUAUUUUUAUUACCAUUAA